Papilio machaon (common yellow swallowtail) is the source of this 1190-nucleotide messenger RNA. RefSeq lists its product as uncharacterized. Lineage: Eukaryota; Metazoa; Arthropoda; Insecta; Lepidoptera; Papilionidae. The transcript is spliced from 6 exons. Bases 248 to 1006 code for a protein of 252 amino acids. The record is from RefSeq and is a predicted model, not a curated record.
CAUCAACAACAAGUAAAAUUGUAAAAAAAAUAAAUUCGUUUUACAAAUUCCGUGAGAUAGGUGUGGCACAACAUUUCUUAUUAGAAAAUUAGAUUUUACAAGUACAGAAUUGACCGAAACAACUUAAAUUAAGGAAGGAUCAGUGGUAAGAACGAUAUUUACACUGAAGAUAUUGCAAUUUCCUAUGUUUCGGCAUCGACAACGAAGGCGGGGUCUCUACUAUACAAGUAAAUAACAAACAAAAAUCAUGUACGGACGAAAAACCCCAUCGACUUAUCGUUCCACACCGUCAGUUUAUUCACACUAUACGGGAAGGUCAUCAACCAACCUUCGCUCAUCGAAAUCUGUGAAGUCGUUACGUCUACCAUGGUAUAUGAAACCUAUUUUACACGAUGCAUUUCUUCUCGACCUUCAGAGAGGCUCCUUGCUCACUGGUUUUGUUUCAAUUUUCAUAGCCCUCUUCACAUUUGCUCAGAGCAUAUUUGACUUGUAUUGUCUGGGCAUGGCAGCACCAGGAGCAGUACAUUAUGGAUAUUAUGUAUUUAGUUUCCAAUUUGUAUAUGUCGGGAGCGCCCCUGUCCGCAAUGUAUUAAUUGUAUUUUCAUUGUUUUCCUGGAUUGGAUCUGUGGCUGUACUUAUAACAAGUAUUUUGCUAAUUGUAGCCUUAAGAAAAGAAUAUGAGAAGAAGAUAGUGCCAUGGUUGUACACAUUUGGUGUGUUUAUACUGUUCCGUACAGUUGCAUUCAUAUUUGCUGCAAUAGUCAAUGAUAUGAUAUUCUCGUACAAUGUCCUGAUGUGCCUCUGCUGGGUCGUUUUCUGUGUUGUGGGAGUGUACGGCUGGCUGCUCGUCUAUAGUCUUUAUUUAGAAUUGGCUGAUUUGACCAAGUUGGAAGAUUUGGCUCAUUUGAGGAUGGGCACGAUGGCGUCAUUGAACGCAUCAUUAGCAGGCUCUAGACCCACGACACCGCACAGCACGGUGUCCACCAUGCCAGCAUCUCAGAUAUGAUGCGAGGAGCCUGACAGCCAACAGGCUGAGGAGGCACAGCCUCUCACAUCGGAUGGUGGGUUUGAGACACCAGUGUAACACUGAAAUUUUAACUGUAUAUAUACAUUGCAUAUUCUGUAAUCCUGUAUUGCCAUCCCUCUUAUGACUUGUAUUGGAAUAUAUUAAUCCCUCAAAAUCUCUUUGA